Liolophura sinensis is the source of this 1173-nucleotide messenger RNA. RefSeq lists its product as uncharacterized. The transcript has 8 exons. The record is from RefSeq and is a predicted model, not a curated record. Bases 148 to 900 code for a protein of 250 amino acids. Gene Ontology annotation, cellular component: membrane. Lineage: Eukaryota; Metazoa; Mollusca; Polyplacophora; Chitonida; Chitonidae.
GACUUGAACUUACAGCUACCGCAUUGGUGAGAGGCCCCUGGGUGAUUGCGCCGCGCUGACGUUCCAAGCGUCCCGGCCAUGGAGGCGCCUCACAGCCCGUGUUUUGUAUACACUCUAAAGACUCUGCGUUAAACUGACAGCAUACCGAUGGCGGCGGAUAAUGAGGAGAAGAAACUGCUGGCCCGGGGGUCGGAUAUCUGCUCCUUACUCUUCUCAGUCGUUAUUAUGGCAAUAGCGACGGCCUUGGUUGCCGUGGGGGGCUGGUUACUGAGUAGUCCCCUCGUGAGCCAGGUUGGACCGACGUUCGAGGGAUCGAUAUGGUACUCAGGAAGUGUACACGCCGUAAAAAUGCCCUUCAUGGAGUUCGCCGGGCUCGUCAGCUGCGUGGGUGGGGGCAUCGUCAUCUUCUUCAUGAUACUAGCCUUAAUUGGAAUCACCAGCUCAAAACACUCAGCACACUGCUAUAUCGGCACGUACGUCAUAUGUCUAAUCAUCAGCAUUGCAUAUUGUAUCUGCCUCUUCGUCAAAGGUGUCCCCUCUGCGUGGGAGGAGGAAACGGACGUAUUAUUUCUCAAAGAGGAAUUUAUUGCGAACUACGAAGGGCCCGACGGAGAAUCUGUCUUCUCUAAGGCCUUCACGGAACUGCAAGUUAAUUCGAAAUGUUGCGGCCUUUACGAUCCCGUUGAGAUCCGGGGCCCGAACAGUUUAAACUUCACAUCCUGGCCUAAUGCUACAUUCCCACUUCCGGGUUCCUGUGAAACGGCAGAUAUGGGUUGUCGUGAAGACUUGUUGAAAAAAGCCAAUGUGUUUUACCUUCUUGUAGUAGCCUUGUCAGUGUCGUGUAUGUUAACUCAGAUUCCAGCAUUGCUCAACGCCCUUUGCCUGUUCUCAGCAACGUGAUACAAGAUAGAAGAAUUCCAUUGUGAAAAACAUUUGGUCUCAAGCCAAAACUAGAUGAAGUUCAAACACCCCGAUCACAAAUGCGGCAGCCAUAUAUUACCCGUGGACCGCGGAAAUGCUCUUAAUAGCACCCACUGAGACGUUAUUGAGAACUGGAUUCACUGGUGUCGUUUUGACCUAUUAACAUUGUAUUUUGACUGAUACACUGUAAAGUAUGCGCUUAGUAUUUGAACACAAAACCCCGUCAAAAUGGCUUUCAUCUUCAAGUUUUUA